AUGGGUACAGCGCCGAGUGCGGAGAUUGUCUGUGAUGCCCCCUUCCGCGCCCCACAAGGCGGUGCACGGCAGGUAGCGCUGAUCCCCAUCGUGGAGCAGUACUUUCCCACCCCGGACUGCCCGUUGUUCAAGCAGCUGUACGAGGCCUACACGGACCCAUCGGUGCGCUACUACAUGCGACCCAAUUUUGACGGCAAAAGCGGUGACCUCAGUCGCAUCCCGCCCAUCGAGAACUCCUGUGAGGACAUGCACCGCCUUCUGCUUCGGCACACAGCGCAGGGUAUGUUUCCGACCAAUGCGGCCAUUCGCGAGGUCUACGAGGUCGGCGACUUCUACCGCAUCCGCCCCGUGCUAUGCGCUGUUGUGUUUCUUUACGAAGGCACAAGCUACAUGCCGGAGGGUAGCGUGCAGCUGUCGUCUCCAAGUGGCGGCGCGUCUGCGUUUGCGAAGGUGAUCGGUAUCAUUGGGGAUACCUGCACGCUGGUGAAUAAGCCAGACGACUUGCUCAUCCCUUUUGGACGCGAUGAUGUGCUGAGGAUCCGCACGCUGAUUAUGAAGUCGGCGGGAGAUCACAACAUGUCUCGUGUAGUGCUGCUCGCUGCCUACAUUUACUACCACCAGUGCUGCAGCAUCAUCGGUCUCCCGAACAUACCUGCACUGCCAUUCAGCUUCAUGUGCUUUAAGACCAACAUACCGUUUCUAUGCUUCCUGCGGGAAAUGCGGGACCGCAUGGCAAACGUUCUGGAGGCACCGAAAAGCUCCAAGUUUUUCAUUGACGAGCACUGCCUCCACGGCGUGGUGAGUCGCGAGUAUGUGGCCAAAAUGAUGCCCGCUUUUGCGUGUUACUACAUCUCCUUCCUGAAGGCAAAGUCAGAGCAGCGCGCCUUGAAGCAACCGGCGCAACAGCAGCAGCAGCAGCAUCUCCUGACGGAUUGCGGUGGAAAGGACCGUGCUGGGUGGACGGCAAACUCUCUGGUGAAUCGCGCUGAUACUCAUCUUGGCAGCGUCUACACUGAAGCAGCCAACAGCCAGGCAGUGAUGGCCAUCAAGGCGGCAGCGUUGGAGGGUGUGUUGAAUGACGGGAGCAACACUGCUCCGAAGAUCACCUACGUGGUGAAGGGGUACAUCACUCGCUCUGUGACAAGCAUCUCAAACUGGAGUCACGCGGCCAAUGAGGUUUACGUGGCCUGUGUGGACAGCACCGUGAGGGUGGUGGAUCGCACUUCGGUGGAGGCCCGAGAUGGGCCAACGCGCACGCCAUCGCUGGUGUACCAGGCAGACCCGAUCGAGGGCGACGAGGCGGUUGACGACACGACAGCGGUGGUGGCGAUCAUUCAGGUCCAUCGGGGCGAUAUCCUCUCCUUCUACGUCCCUUCGGGCACACUCAGCACUGAUGCCAGCCCAACUUUUGGUGUCACUGCGGCACAGGCUGUCAACGGGGAUGAUAAUAUCUUCUACGGUACGCCGCACCUUGAGACACUGAAGUUCUCGAUCAACAUGUCGUCGUCUUUGUCGUUUGAGGCACCGUCGCGCCAUGACUCAGCGAGUUUCGCCGUAGAUGCGGUGAGGGGGAGCUCUGAUGAGGUCAACGCAUCUACGGCGGCCAACUCCUUGACAGGAGCGACCGGCGUUGACGGCAAUGCCACCCCCUUUGAGGCGAAGAAGGGCAGCUGGCGCGUCGACGACAACAUCUUCAUCGAGAACGUCCUUCUUUCUCUUGUACGUGACGAGUGCAAGCUGGCGCGCGAGGCGACGAGGCAGGACCCCGGUUGGGUCUACGACCCUCUCCACAAGUGUCUUGUCCACGACGGCUCCUUCUACGUGUGGCACUUCCGUCGCGGGCAUGAGGACUUCUACUACGGCACCGUGCCCAAGUUCGCUAACCCGAACCGGCAACUGAGCCGCAAAAGCGGUGGUGGCAGUGGUGGUAACGUGGAGCAGGGUAAGACUAACCGCGGUGGCGUCGGCAGUGCCGGAGCUUCGAAGGAUUCAAGCAGUGGUAGCCGCAACGCCACCGCGCGCGGGAGGAACGAUAACGCCUCGCCACUGCCGUCUGCUAUGAACUCAAGCACGGCACAGGUCGAUGCGCUGCCGCCGAGUGUGCCUCCGCUACCGAGUCAGAACCGCCUCUUCUCCCAGCCACUAUCGCCGCCCCCUCAUCUGCAGCACACUGCGCUUCUACCCCCCACCCUUGCGACCGCGAGUCCACUCGUUCAGCAGGCAUACUUUGCCUCUAUCGCCGCUAGCGCCUCGCUGCCACCGCCUCCUGCAUACGAUGCAAGUACACUAUCUGCAGUUCAAGCUGCCCCAAUGCUGUUUACAGCCAACACUGGCCAGCGCCGCCCCAAGAAUCCUACGUAUGCCACGUACUCCGCGGAGGCAGCGGCGAUGGCCCCCGCAGGCGUACCCAUGAUGUACACCUUCAUGCAUCCCACCCAGGCUCAAAGUCAGCUAGCGCCGGCUCAGCAACAGCACCCACCGCUGCAGGAUCUGUACACCUUGCCCCCUCAGGGAAUGCACAGCCACGGGAUGUCCCCUCCGCCGCCGUCUCCUCAGCAGCAGCAAGCUGUGUGGGGCAUGCUGGGUGCUGACAACGGCCAAGCCACCGCAGGAUCAUCCCACUCAAUCAGGCCGUGCAUUGUGAAUGCACAGGGCCAAUUCAUCCCACUGGAGAACGUAAUGGGCGGCGGGAUCGCACCAGCGCAGCGGCUGUCCUAUACACAGCCGGCCGCUACUGCCACACCACCGUUGUACCCGAGUUACGUGAUGGUGAAUGGACAGCUCUGCAUUUUGCAAUCCUCCGCACCCAGUGCCGCCGCCGCUGCACCCCUACCGCCGCAACCCAAUGAACAGUACCUGCACAUGAUGGCCUUCCGCCAGUGA
Messenger RNA from Leishmania braziliensis MHOM/BR/75/M2904, 2883 nucleotides. RefSeq lists its product as hypothetical. The coding region runs from base 1 to 2883 and encodes 960 amino acids. The transcript has a single exon. Lineage: Eukaryota; Euglenozoa; Kinetoplastea; Trypanosomatida; Trypanosomatidae. The record is from RefSeq and is a predicted model, not a curated record.